This is a messenger RNA of Caenorhabditis remanei, 276 nucleotides long. RefSeq lists its product as uncharacterized. The record is from RefSeq and is a predicted model, not a curated record. The transcript has a single exon. NCBI's taxonomy places the organism in Eukaryota, Metazoa, Nematoda, Chromadorea, Rhabditida, Rhabditidae. Gene Ontology annotation, biological process: mRNA splicing, via spliceosome. Gene Ontology annotation, cellular component: U6 snRNP; Lsm1-7-Pat1 complex; U4/U6 x U5 tri-snRNP complex. Gene Ontology annotation, molecular function: RNA binding. The coding region runs from base 1 to 276 and encodes 91 amino acids.
AUGUCAACAUCAACUUCGACCAACCCAAACACUCUCUUGCCACUGGAAUUAAUCGACAAGUGCAUCGGUUCAAAGAUCUGGGUGAUCAUGAAGAAUGAUAAGGAAAUCGUUGGCACACUCACUGGAUUCGAUGAUUACGUGAAUAUGGUAUUGGAGGAUGUCGUCGAAUACGAGAAUACAGCCGAAGGAAAGAGAAUGACGAAAUUGGAUACUAUUCUACUCAAUGGAAAUCAUAUCACAAUGCUCGUACCGGGAGGAGAGGGACCAGAAAUCUAA